GUCAGUACCCCUUCACGGUAGACGAGGCUACGGGAAUGUCGCUGCCGUUAGACAAGAACUUUUGGGACGACCUGCUGGACCAGGCAGUCACAUGGGGCUUGGCCACCUACGAGCAGGACUGGCUUGACAGACAGUACAUGCAUACCAGCGCCCUGCACACCAACUUGACACUGGGAGCUACCUGGCUCGACAACAUGGGCAAGGCUGCUGAGGAAAGAAGUCUCAACAUCCAGUAUUGUAUGUCUUUUCCACGUCACCUCCUCCAUUCCGCCACCCUCCCCGCCGUUACACAGAUUAGGGUCAGCGGUGACUACUUCUACUACCCGAAUCAGUGGCGCAUCGGGGUGUCGUCCCUGCUAGCUCACGCCCUGGGUCUUCGGCCCUUCAAAGACGUAUUCUGGUCUUCGCGGGAGAACGUGAACAAUAUCUACAGUGAUUGUGAAUAUGUGCUGCCGGACGAGGAACACCCGGGGAAAUUCAUAUAUCAGUAUGGAGGCAGAGUCAACAUUACUGCCUCUGGCAAGCCUUGCGUACCCUGGAGGAACUUCGGUUGGGAUGACCUUUACUACACCAGCGACCUGUGUGAGAAUCUGUGUAAGAACCCUCAGAACAUCAGGGACGGUGCUUUCUGCUACACAAAGGCAUCUUUUGAUAUACCGGAGGAGGAGUGGGAGUGGGAGUACUGCAACGUGCCCAGGUGUAACUACGACUGCUACGUUUUCAACGGCAGUUUGUACGUAGGUGACCAAAACGUCACUCAGAGCGGACAAGCUUGUGUCGACUGGGCUGGCGACCACGGUAUCCACGGCGCUGUGUGUCGUAACCCAGACAAUGAGGUGGCCCCGUGGUGCUACGUGACGGACGACCACUCUCGCACAGACUACUGCAACAAUAAGUGCCCAGAGCCGGUGGAACUCAACUCUCAUCUGCAGAGCGCUGUCUCGACACUUAGUGGCGGACCCGUGGGCGUGGGCGAUGAAACCCACAACCUCAAUGUUGAGCUCAUUAUGAAGUCUUGCAACGCAGAAGGAAGGUUGUUGCACCCGACGAAGCCCCUGACGGUAGUUGACGGGUACUUCUUCUCCUCAGAUUAUCGUGAAGUAUGGACAGGUUACAGUAUCAUUGGGGAGUAUAUUUUCGGAAUAAUUUUCCUCGCAGAAGUCGACAAGACGCUGCAGAUGACACCUUCCCAGCUGAAUUUAGAGAAUGCCUUUACCACCAACACUUUCUUGUUCAGUAACUACCCUGAAGACCUUACGUAUUCGCAAAAUGUGUCCCCUGGCCAGACCAUCGAUCUUUUGGCCUGUGGUGGAUCCCUCAAUUUCUGUCUCCUGUACACGUCACCGGCCUUGCAAACAGAUCUAGGAGAACUCUUUAUCCUGGGUGAGAGGGAGAAGUGGGUGCCUGUCUCACCCCACAGACUCACGGAGAUCACAUUGUCUUCAACCUCCGUGGCUGUGUCCGUGAGUGGCGUGCAGGGAGAGGCUGUCACCAUAGCCUUCCUCGAGAACACUGUCUUCACUGUAACCUGCAACUUCCUGCAAACUGGCAUCAUGAUCAUUGACACGGCAAAGCGUACCUGCGAAUAAUUGUUCAUACUAUUGACACUAUUUGAUAAUGACGGUUGUGACAGUCAUUAAUGGCAGCUGUAACACUUGUAUUACAAUGACUGUAACAUGUGAAUGACACCUGCUUCCUGGUAACACAUUGUUCACCUCUAGUAAGUCUUGAUGAUAACAUCUGUCAACAUCAUCGUGCAUGUAGUCAACUUAUCUACACAUGACACUCGUCAGGGCCACUUGCUUGAAGUCACCUACCCCUACGCAUCCUCACCUGUAACAUUUAUCGCCACUUUACAGCAACAUUGCUCAUGACAGCUGUUUGCCCCCCCAACCUCUUAGAAUAACACCUGUCACUGACAUCUGUUACUGGCACAUGUCAUUGAAACCUGUCACUGACACAUGUCACUGACACAUGUCACUGACACAUGUCACAAACACCUGUCCCUGACACCUGUCACUGACACCUGUCACUGACACCUGUC
This is a messenger RNA of Cherax quadricarinatus, 2044 nucleotides long. The record is from RefSeq and is a predicted model, not a curated record. Lineage: Eukaryota; Metazoa; Arthropoda; Malacostraca; Decapoda; Parastacidae.